AUGUCGGAACAAAACCAACGAGCGCAGAUUGCCAUCAAUGGCUUCAUCGCAUCGAUCCUGAUUGUGGUGUGCUCCGUCACCUAUGUGUUGUGGGCGGUGCUGCCAGAUGAGGUGCUGCACGCGAUGCACCUCACCUACUACCCAGACCGCUACUGGGCUGUCGCGAUGCCCGCCAUUUUGGUGAUGUUCUUGUUCUAUUACUUCACGACGUCGUGGCUGCUUGUUCUGAUCACCACCCACCCCCUCACAGAUGGCCGCUGCGUUACGGAUGUGGACAACAAACCGGAUUACGAGCUAGACGUGGGCGCCUUGGCGGACCCGAGCAACAGCGUUCCGCCGUGGGUGGACAUCCCUGUCUCUGUGGCGAGCCACCUUCUUUUCGAGCCGUGGAAGGAGAUGGUGCGAUGA
Leptomonas pyrrhocoris is the source of this 408-nucleotide messenger RNA. RefSeq lists its product as hypothetical. Bases 1 to 408 code for a protein of 135 amino acids. The record is from RefSeq and is a predicted model, not a curated record. NCBI's taxonomy places the organism in Eukaryota, Euglenozoa, Kinetoplastea, Trypanosomatida, Trypanosomatidae. Gene Ontology annotation, molecular function: phosphatidylinositol N-acetylglucosaminyltransferase activity. Gene Ontology annotation, biological process: GPI anchor biosynthetic process. The transcript has a single exon.